ACCUAGUGGGGAGUUAUCUCUCUCGUGUUGCCUCUAUUUCCCAGCAAACACCUCGGGGAGGGCGGAUAGUAGUGCUUCUGGUCUUGGGAGUGACGUGUGGUUUAUAGGUCCAGUAUCCGUGGCAGCAGCCGAUUGCAGUUACUGAAGAGAAGCUUCUACCGACAGUCGUCUGGGCCGCAGCGCGCUGUCGAGACGGCUCGGCAGCUAAACUGUGCUGCUCCAGGGCAGGCACCACGCUGCAUUCAUCUUUACACCCCAGCAUCUAGCAGUGUCGGCACGUAGUAGGCACUCAAGAAAUGUAUGCUGAAUGAACAAUGCCUGUGACAAGCAACUGGACUUUAUUCUUUCCUGACCCUUGCUCCUAUGACAUACCUCCUGAUUGACACUAUCACCCCUUCAAAGCAGAACUUCUCUAGGGAGCCUGGAAGGGAAACAGCUAUGGCCAAGGACAUCUUGGGUGAGGCAGGGCUGCACUUCGACGAGCUGAACAAGCUUCGGGUGUUGGACCCAGAGGUUACCCAGCAGACCACAGAGCUCAAGGAAGAGUGCAAGGACUUUGUGGACAAAAUUGGCCAGUUUCAGAAAAUCGUUGGUGGUCUGAUUGAGCUUGUUGAUCAGCUUGCCAAAGAAGCAGAGAACGAGAAGAUGAAGGCCAUUGGUGCUCGAAACUUGCUGAAAUCCAUAGCGAAGCAGAGAGAAGCCCAGCAACAGCAACUACAGGCACUGAUAGCAGAAAAGAAGAUGCAGCUAGAAAGGUAUCGGGUUGAAUAUGAAGCUUUGUGUAAAGUAGAAGCAGAACAAAAUGAAUUUAUUGACCAAUUUAUUUUUCAGAAAUGAACUGAAAAUUUCAGUUUUAUACCAGGAAGGCAAAAAAAAAAAAAGAAAGAAAGAAAAAAAGCACCUCAACCAAAAAACAAAGACCAAACCUCUACCAUUCCAGUGAUUUGAUGUAUGUCACGGCAGUGCUCCAGGGGCAGCUGGUAAACUGUGCAGCCACUGCUAGUGGCCAAGCAGCACAGGGCCUUACUCUUCUCAGCACAAACUAAGUGUCUGUAAAUGCUGAUCCACUUUUUUGGGAGAGGUGGUUAAAUUCACAAGGAAAAGCAAUAAAUACCAAAUAAAUACUUUC
This is a messenger RNA of Rattus rattus (black rat), 1129 nucleotides long. RefSeq names its product intraflagellar transport 20 (gene Ift20). Lineage: Eukaryota; Metazoa; Chordata; Mammalia; Rodentia; Muridae. Bases 364 to 837 code for a protein of 157 amino acids. Gene Ontology annotation, cellular component: intraciliary transport particle B; centrosome; cilium. The transcript has 6 exons. The record is from RefSeq and is a predicted model, not a curated record. Gene Ontology annotation, biological process: protein localization to cilium; intraciliary transport; centrosome localization.